Girardinichthys multiradiatus is the source of this 1282-nucleotide messenger RNA. RefSeq names its product crystallin, beta A1a (gene cryba1a). Gene Ontology annotation, molecular function: structural constituent of eye lens. The transcript has 6 exons. The record is from RefSeq and is a predicted model, not a curated record. Gene Ontology annotation, biological process: visual perception; lens development in camera-type eye. Bases 380 to 970 code for a protein of 196 amino acids. NCBI's taxonomy places the organism in Eukaryota, Metazoa, Chordata, Actinopteri, Cyprinodontiformes, Goodeidae.
UUUCUAUUGUAUUUUUUUCUCUUCAUGACCAAACUGCUAUGAUCUGUUUCCUGAACUCUGCUGUGCCAGAACUUGGCCCGGCCCCUUGGACAUGAAUCACUUGGAACUUCUGCAUAUUUGCACUGGGCACCGUGCCCUGCGUUCAGUCCAGCUGCAGGUCACUAAAGCCCAACAGCUCAGUACCGAACAAUGAAGGGGACCAGCAAUGUGCUGACUCCUGUCCCGACCCAUACCGGUCCAGUUACCUUUCAGCACCAGCAUGUAUAAAUAGGUCCGUUCAGUUUGGGGUCAGGACAUCUUUUUUGUGAAGCCCCUGUGAGUGCUGAACAGCUAUUUUUGGGGGGGCAGACAGGUAAAUCUACACAGAAUCCACAGUAGCAUGGCUCUAAAUAAACCCACACCUCUAGGACCAUGGAAGAUCACGGUUUAUGACCAGGAGAACUUCCAGGGCAAGCGCCUGGAGUUCACCUCAGCCUGCCAGAACAUCAUGGAGUGCAGCGUUGACAACAUCCGCUCCCUCAAAGUGGAGUGUGGGGCCUGGGCAGGAUAUGAGCACUCCAGCUUCUGUGGACAGCAGUUUGUGCUGGAGAGAGGAGAGUAUCCUCACUGGGAGUCAUGGAGCGGCAGCAACGCCUACCACAUUGAGCGGAUUAUGUCCUUCCGGCCCAUCUGCUCCGCUAACCACAAGGAGUCCAAGAUGGUGCUAUUUGAGCAGGAGAAUUUCAUGGGUCGCCAGUGGGAGAUAAACGAUGACUACCCCUCCCUGCAGGCUAUGGGCUGGGGCAAUAAUGAGAUCGGAUCCAUGCAAGUUCAGAGCGGAGCCUGGGUGUGCUACCAGUUUCCUGGCUACCGUGGUUACCAAUACAUCAUGGAGUGCGAUCGCCAUGGCGGCGAAUACAAACACUACAGAGAGUGGGGCUCCCAUGCUCAGUCCUUCCAGGUGCAGUCGCUGCGUCGGAUCCAGCAAUGAGGCCCUCAGCCGUCUCUCCCAACCACUUAUUCUUUACCUCCUCCCUCACUUUUCAUGAAGUUUGUUAUGUUGCCAAAUAAAAAGUGCUGAAAGGGGAUUGUAAGGAGAAAAAAACAGACAAUGAAGAGAAGUUCCGAACUGAUGCCCCAUAAGGAAAGAAGAAGAGGGAUUAAAAAUGCCUCACAGUGGCAGCAGAGCAGUGGAGUCCCUCUGGCAUUGCAGAGUAAUUUCACAUGUUUUUGGGUAACUAUGGUGAUGCUGUGAUGAAUAAAGAAGGAAUGGGCAACUUAAAAUAAACACAAACUAAAAGCA